AUGGAUGAUAAUAAUCAAACAUUAUUUAUUGGUGCUUCAAUAUUAAAUAUAUCAAAUAAAAAUAUAAAUAAUAAUUUAAAUACAAUGUUAUCUGUAUUAUCAACAACAGAUGAUACUGAAGUAGAUAUAUUAAAUGAUGAAACAUUUGGUGAUUGUAAUUUAGAUACAAUUAAAAUGAAAUCAGAUUUUGGUGAAAAUGGAGAAUUUCUUGGUGAUUAUACAACAGAAACAUUACCAGAUUUUUUCGAUUCAAAUAUAUCUGAUAAAGAAGAUGAAAUUUUACUUAUUGAUAAUAAUAAUGAUCAAUCUCAACAACCAUCAAUUGAUGCUUUACUUGGUGAAGAUCCAAUGUCUUUAUCAACAUCAAUUAAUCUUCGACAAUCAACAAUGAAUCCAUUAUUUAAUAUAGCUAUAUCACAAGCAAAUAAUAUAUUUUCUCAACAACAAACAUCACGUAUAUCACCAAUAAUAUUACCAUCAUCAUCACAACAACAAAUAAAUUAUCAACUAUUAAAACAAUUUGAACAAAUGUUAAUUAAUCAACAAAUACCACGUAAUACAAUAAAUACUACUCAACAACAAACAACACGAGUUACAAAUAUGAAUAUCAAUGGUCAUAAUCAAUCUAAUGAAAUAAAUUCAAAUCAAAUUCUUAAUAAUAAUUUAUUAUAUGAUCAACAACAACGUCAACCAACACAUUCAAUGGCUAUUGUACUUCAAUUAUUAAAAUCAAUUCAACAAGAAAAUGAACUUGCUCAACGUUUAUCUCAAACAUCUGCACAAGUAACAUUUAGUAAUGUAAAUCCUAUACAAUCAUUACCAUAUGCAUCACGAAUAUCAACACAACUUGGUAAACAAUCCAUGGCAACUCCUCGACAUCCAAGAUGUAUUCUUCAUCUUGAUGGUCAAUUUACCUUAGGUAUACGAGCAAAUGCUAUUACACAUGAUAAAUAUACUUUAGGUCUUUUAUUAAAUAUUGAAAAUAUAUAUCGUGAUAUUUUACGAUUGAAUAAUGAUAGAUUAUUAAUAUCAAAUCAAAUAAAAACUGAAACUGAAUUAGAAACAGUUACUAUAGAAUCAAAACAAUUACUUAGUUCAAUUAUUGAUCAUUAUUUAAAUCAUCAACAAUAUUUAUUUGCUGAUAUGUUUGGUCAAUUUAAUAAAGGUCAAAUUAUAUUUGAACGUUUAUAUCCAUAUUUAAAAACAACAAAUUAUUUUGAAUUAUUAUUUAUACGUUUUUAUAGUUCAUUAAGUUAUAUGAUUUAUCGAUGGUCAACAACAUUUCAUAUUGAACCUAUUGUUAUGAAUACAAUUAGUCUUAUACAACAACAAAUUAUUAGUAAUAAAACAACAUUUGAACAAUUAUUAACUCAAGUUUAUACUUAUUAUAAUGAACAAAUUAAAGAAAAACUUACUGAAUUUCAUUCUGCUGCAUCGUCAAGUCCAUUUUCAGAUCCAGUAUUAUUUACAAAUUCAUAUAGUGUAACUAUUUUAAUUGAACUUUUAUUAAUUUUGGAACGUCAAUGUUAUUUAUCGUCGAGUAACAAUUCAUCAACCUUACCAUUACAAGUUAUGCAACAAUUACAAUAUCAAUUAACAGAAUAUAUUCGUUUAUUUAUUACUGAUCUUUGUCAAGCACUUAUUGCUUGUUCAUCACCCGUAUAUACAUUGAAAAAAAUUCUUAAACCAUUUGCACAUGUAAAACAUCAACAAUUCGGUUUACUUUGUAAAUUUCUUCGUAUACAAAUAUCUCAAAAUGUUUAUACAGAAUUGGAACCAAAACUAAUCUAUUGUUGCAUUAAAGAUACAUAA
Rotaria sordida is the source of this 1812-nucleotide messenger RNA. The record is from the annotation of a GenBank genome assembly. Lineage: Eukaryota; Metazoa; Rotifera; Eurotatoria; Philodinida; Philodinidae.